AUGUUCCCCGUACUAUUAUCGUUGAUCAUUAUGCUACUUUUCACGACGAUAUUCCCUUCCGCCGUCGCGGUAAGCGUCAAGCUCACGGUUCCGGACACCUCGACGAUAUGCGACAAGAGCAUGAACCAAACAUUCUGCGAGAGCUUCAUGAAAUCCACCGCCGGGAUAUCCACCGCGGACCUGGCCGGCGCCGGAGGGAUCAUCCUCGACGUCAGCAGCAGGAGCGCGGCGGAGACCGAGGAUUACAUCAAAACCCAGCUAGCCGCGGGUGAUCCGAAGCUUGCGGAGGCGUACAAGAAGUGCUUGGAGAACUACCGUUGUGCUGUGAGCUCCAUCGCCGACGCCAAGGCUUCGCUGGCGUCGAAGGACUACGAGGGGAUGAACCUGAAGGCCUCCUCGGCUCAGUCGGAGACGGAUACUUGUAAUGAAGCGGAGACGGAUCCGGUUCCGGAGAGGAGUCGGUACAUGUGUAAUGUUCUGGAUAUUGUUCUCAUCAUUGCUAAUAAAUUGCAAAAAGGUUAG
Linum tenue is the source of this 522-nucleotide messenger RNA. The record is from the annotation of a GenBank genome assembly. NCBI's taxonomy places the organism in Eukaryota, Viridiplantae, Streptophyta, Magnoliopsida, Malpighiales, Linaceae.